CUUUCAAUUCAUUUAUCUGCAGGAAUGAUUGCCGCUAUCAGUCUCCAGCUCAACGCCCGGCUGAGGAGGUGAAAGUUUCUCCCCAGGAAGAUAAACCGCAAAAAGACAAUAUUGUGCAGGAAAAAAAAGGAGAGAAAAAAAAAAGAGGAGAGGAGGAAAGGAGUGCAAAGAAAAAGUGCCUUUCCCACAACAACAUUCCCAUGCAAAGAUCCCAUCGUGACAAGUUGGGCUGAGAUCUUGGUCGCCCAUGUGAAGGAGGAGAAGAUCUAGAUCGGUGUCCUCCUGUGUGUUGGCCCUCUUGUUUGUCUUCUACACUAAGCGAUCACCAUGCUCCUGGACGCCGGACCCCAAUACCCAGCCAUAGGGGUCACCACGUUCGGCUCUUCCCGACACCAUUCCAGCGGAGACGUGACGGAGCGAGAGGUGGGCUUGGGCAUCAACCCGUUCGCCGACGGGAUGGGCGCCUUCAAGAUCAACCCCGGCGGGCAUGAGCAGACUGCUUUCACUUCUCAGGCUCCGGGCUAUGCCGCCGCCGCUCUGGGCCACCACCACCACCCUGGUCAUGUCAGCUCUUACUCCAGUGCCGCCUUCAACUCCACCCGGGACUUUCUAUUCCGAAACCGGGGCUUCGGGGAAGCCACCAGCGCCCAGCACAGCCUCUUCGCUUCGGCGGGGGGGUUCGGAGGACCGCACGGACACACCGACGCCACCGGACACCUUAUCUUCCCGGGGCUGCACGAGCAAGCGGCAGGGCACGGCUCACCCAACGUGGUGAACGGGCAGAUGAGGCUUGGCUUCUCCGGGGACAUGUAUGGACGACCCGACCAGUAUGGACAAGUCACCAGCCCCAGGUCCGAACACUACGCCUCCACCCAACUCCAUGGCUAUGGCCCUAUGAACAUGAACAUGGCUGCCCACCAUGGAGCAGGGGCCUUCUUCAGAUACAUGAGGCAACCCAUCAAGCAAGAACUCAUCUGUAAGUGGAUUGAGCCCGAGCAACUGUCCAACCCUAAAAAGUCGUGCAACAAAACUUUCAGCACCAUGCACGAGCUGGUCACCCAUGUCACAGUGGAGCACGUUGGAGGACCCGAGCAAUCCAAUCAUAUCUGCUUCUGGGAAGAGUGUGCCAGAGAAGGCAAGCCUUUCAAAGCCAAAUACAAACUGGUCAACCACAUCAGAGUCCACACAGGGGAAAAACCCUUCCCAUGCCCCUUCCCUGGCUGUGGGAAAGUCUUUGCCAGGUCAGAAAACCUGAAAAUCCACAAAAGGACUCACACAGGUGAGAAGCCCUUUAAGUGUGAGUUUGAAGGCUGUGACAGACGAUUUGCAAAUAGCAGCGACCGUAAAAAACACAUGCACGUCCACACUUCAGACAAGCCCUAUCUGUGUAAAAUGUGUGACAAGUCCUACACCCACCCGAGCUCCCUCAGAAAACACAUGAAGGUCCACGAAUCAACUUCCCAGGGGUCCCAACCUUCUCCAGCAGCCAGCUCAGGCUAUGAAUCUUCGACGCCCCCAACAAUCGUGUCUCCUACUUCAGAAAACCAGACCACAAGUUCCUUAUCCCCUUCCUCCUCAGCAGUACAUCACACGUCCAGUCACAGCACGCUCUCAUCAAAUUUUAACGAAUGGUACGUUUAAACACAUAUUUAAAAAAAAAAAGACUUCCAGAGAUUAAUGAACACUUCGAAUCUAAUCCUAAAGCUGCCGGGACGGAAUAACAAUGAAGAAUGAGACCCUUUUUGCUAUUUUCUUCAGGCUUGGUAGAAAAAAAAAUUAUAAAGGGGAUUGUAGAGUGCAUGAGAAGAGUUUGCCAGGCCAAAUGCCAACCGUGUAGGGUUUAAUGAACCACUAAUUAGAGGUCUCAAUCUGCAUGUCUUUUCAGGCGGCCUUUUUUUGUAAAUACAGAAGUAUUAGUUGAAAAAAAAUGUACUGUUGAUUUUGUAAAUAGCUAUAUUACAAGCGAAAGGGGUAUGUGGAAUUGUGAUCACUGCAUAUAUGUGUUUUUUUGGGGUGGGGUGCAGAGGGAAAGGAAGCAAGCUCUUUUUUUUUUCCAUGGAUGGCAAGAAUGUUCUAGUAAAUGUGUACCCAAAUGUGAAAUACAUUGUACCCUUCCAGUCUAAGCGUUCACAUAACAGACUAUUUACUGGUUUCAGUGUGCUUUUUUUCCCCUGUAUAAAGUGCAAGCUCUUCGUCCCAAAGUCCAGUCCGGUUUUUUAGUGCAGUGAUAUCUUGUUACACGUCAUGUCAAUUAAUUGGUACAGUGCAAGCCUGGAUCUCUUUAUGUGUCAAUCUGUUACAUUUUGUUUAUGUAAAGUGAUAUUAAAAUAUACAAAAAACAAA
This is a messenger RNA of Rana temporaria (common frog), 2343 nucleotides long. RefSeq names its product Zic family member 1 (gene ZIC1). Lineage: Eukaryota; Metazoa; Chordata; Amphibia; Anura; Ranidae. The coding region runs from base 328 to 1641 and encodes 437 amino acids. The transcript is spliced from 3 exons. Gene Ontology annotation, molecular function: DNA-binding transcription factor activity, RNA polymerase II-specific; RNA polymerase II cis-regulatory region sequence-specific DNA binding. The record is from RefSeq and is a predicted model, not a curated record. Gene Ontology annotation, biological process: central nervous system development; regulation of transcription by RNA polymerase II. Gene Ontology annotation, cellular component: nucleus.